AUCUAUUGUUUUGUUUAUUUGGUUUAGGCGAAGUAAUAGGUCUAAACCUAUUUAUUCAAAUUACAAAAAAUGAGGUGUUUACACAAAGAUAUUUUCGUUUUUAAAAAAGGUUUUAAAAUAUAUGUAUAAAUACACUUAUGGCUGGAUCAUUAAGGGUCCAGUCUCAGCCAGCACUUCGAAUUAGCAGUAUGAAGCUGACAGCAAUAUUCCUUUUGCCAAAUUUCGGGUUCAGUACGAACGUCACGUCAACCAGAGGCCUCCGAGAUAUAGUGGAAAAAUAUAAAGACUUGUCCAUGGGAAAUACGGAGUUUUCGCAGUGGAUUAAAAAACUCGACAUUGUUAGUAAGUGGAGUCCUAUGGAAGAGAAAUUGAAGUUCCAAGCUCAAUUUAGGAUCUACAACGAACGUCGGCUGGAAUUGGAAAAUAGUAUUACGAACCGCAUCAACACGAUCGAUAUUCUCAUUAAUAAACUUCCUAUUGAAGAAAAAAGGUGUCUUUAAUUUUAUCGAAGGCAGAAAAAGUCUUUGAAAAUGGCUUAUAAGUUUUCAAAUGCAACCAAAAAGACUAACCUUUUGCGUAAUAACAGGAAAUGUGAUCCUCAAAAGGAAAGUAGUGAAAGCAGCGAAAUCGACGAAUAUAGUUAUUAUUGAGGGAAAACGAUAUCAAAAAUGAAAUUAUAUAUAAAAA
Drosophila biarmipes is the source of this 687-nucleotide messenger RNA. RefSeq lists its product as uncharacterized. Bases 138 to 500 code for a protein of 120 amino acids. NCBI's taxonomy places the organism in Eukaryota, Metazoa, Arthropoda, Insecta, Diptera, Drosophilidae. The record is from RefSeq and is a predicted model, not a curated record. The transcript has 2 exons.